This is a messenger RNA of Macrosiphum euphorbiae (potato aphid), 828 nucleotides long. The record is from the annotation of a GenBank genome assembly. Lineage: Eukaryota; Metazoa; Arthropoda; Insecta; Hemiptera; Aphididae.
AUGUGGUGUGUGCGUGAGCAGACUUCUAGAAGCACUAUAAUCAAGCCAACCAACAUGAUCAUUCAAUCUAUCUUCAUACAAAUUACGUUUUGGUGGUCACUAUCGACAACGGUCGAAUGUGUCCUGGUGGAGCAAUCAAGUGAGAGACGGACAUCCGCGGACAGCGUUCCGCUUCCCGACAUUCCGAUGGCCAGCGAGGAGAGCGUUCACAUGCUAACGGCCGUUCGAUUCCCACCGCCAGCGCUGUUCUUUGCCAAUCCCGACAAGAAAUGGUCGCUGGGCGAUUUCGAAAAACCUGAUCUGGUGGCGACUUACUCCGUCACUGACGACAUGCAGGACGAACAAGACGCGUACCUACAGCAGGACCCAGCCACGACCACCGAACCGGAAACGGAAGCGGAAGCUGAGGUGACCACCAUAGUGGCUGAAGUCGACGAAUCAGUAAACGGACUGCAGCAGACGACCGGUGACAGACACGUGGAAAGUCUGCAGCCCACCAGUGAUGCACUUGCAGAGAGUCUGCAGCCAACUCACGACCGACUCGUAUACAGUCAGUCUACCACCGCCGAUCGAAAGCAGCAGUCACCUCCGAUGCAUGUCGUGAACCAACUAUCGGCAGACAGUUGGUCGGAAAAACGAUGGACGGCUCCCCGAAACCGACCUCGACGCCCGGUGGCAUCGGAACACGGCCGACCGCCAACAAAGAAAAUCGUUUUGACCAGCCGACCGCUUCCAGUGCCCGACGCCAACGUCCGGUUUCCCGACGUCGAGUACGCGGUGGCCCGACUUGGUGAGCGGAAAAACUUGGGCGAUUUUCACCGACAAUAG